AUGACUUCCAUCCUUGACGAUGACAUUGUUCAGAUUCCAGGUAUGUAUGCUGUUACUGAUGAUUUGGCCAUAGCACCUUUGACACCAGUUUUGGCUUUAGGUUUACUUAACCGAUUCAAAACUCCUCUUACUGAUUUGAAGGAGAAAGUUGUCAUCAUUCGCGACAAAGAGGAGGACAAAGCUAUAUGGAGUAGAUUUUUACUUGUGAGGUAUCAUAAUCCGAAGAUAAAAGUCCUUGCUUUAAGCAAGGAUCUUCUAAAUCGGGAUGAUUCUAGAUGGUGGAGAGACAUUGUUCUUAAUGAUUUUAAAGAGGAUGAGUUGGGUGAAGGGUUCACUGAUUGGGUUAGUUGUGAGUUCAAGAACGGAUAUAACACUCUUUUUUGGCAUAGUUGUUGGUUGAUUGAUCAACCGCUCCGUGUUUCUUUUCCGCAUUUGUUUGUUCGUACAAUUAACAAACUUUGUGCGGUGAGUGACAUCGUUUCUUGGAAUAAUGGCGUAAUUUUAUGGAACUUGGAAUCCAUCUUCGGGACGGAUGUCUCCCUCUCUCCGGCACCGAACGCUUUUAACCAAUUUCCAUCCGUCAUGAGCACGGUUGUUGUUGAAGAAUUAAGGGACUUAAAAGCGCUAUUACAAGGUGUAGUGCCAGACAAUUUGGCAAAGGAUGAGUUUCGGUGGAAUCUCACCUCUAACGCAGAUUUUAAGCUGUCUAGUGUUUCAAUUUUGGUGUCUAAUGCAAAGGAGCUAGCUUGGUCUCUUCCCAUCAUUAACAUGUUGGAUAUUAUUCGGAAGAUUACCAUUCCGGCAAAGAUCAAGAUUCUCACUUGGAGAUUCUUCAUCAAUCCACUUCCGCUAAAAGUUCAACUUGUCAAUAGAGGUGUGUCUAAUUUCACUUCCAUAGAUUGUAUUUUUUGCUCUACCCAUCCGGAAUCUUUGGAACAUCUUUUCUAUCAUUGUCAUGUUACAAAGGCGGUUUGGAAAAGAAUCUACACGUGGUUGGACGAUGAAGUUAAGAUCUCUUUAGAGGAAUUCAAGAGCUUCGGAAGUAUUCAAGAAAAGAAGAAAAACAUCAACAUUAAAGCUACCCUAAACACUAUAUGGAUAGCUCUAAUUUGGUGUACUUGGAAGAUGAGAAACACAAUUAUUUUUGACAACGGUUUGUUUAAUUUUGAUGAGGUGAUAUCAAAUAUCAUGUUUUUUUCUUGGAGGUGGAGUUGUAAUAGGGAACCUCAUAGUAGGAUUUCUUUUUAUGACUGGUAUAAAUUACCUUUACUUUGUAACAAAACUCACUAG
Molecule: messenger RNA, 1290 nt
Organism: Vicia villosa (hairy vetch)
Lineage: Eukaryota; Viridiplantae; Streptophyta; Magnoliopsida; Fabales; Fabaceae
Exons: 2
Coding region: 1-1290 (429 amino acids)
Source: RefSeq, a predicted model, not a curated record